ACCCGGAUAAUGGUACUGUUUUCAUUUGAUUGGAAAAAAAGAAGACAAACCACCCAAACUUUGAAAUAUAAUACUUUGUAAGCGUCAGGCAUGACAUCAGAAGUCACAUAACAUAUCAUAGUAUAAACCAAAUUAAUGUACAAACUUGCAAUACUUGGCAAAAAUUAAAGUCUUGGUUUGAGCUAAAACUUAAUAAUGGCGUUUUCCGGUGCACAAGUUCUCCUAUUUCCAUUUCCAACUGCAGGUCACAUAAUCCCCCUCCUUGACCUAGCCAACCACCUCAUAAAUCAUCACCUAAAACUCACAAUUCUUGUCACACCACAAAACCUACCAUUACUCGAGCCAAUCCGAGCAAUUCACCCUUCCGAUUCUAUUCAAACACUUUGCCUUUCAUUUCCUCAACUCCCUGCUGGAUCCAGUUUUGCUGCAAGGGUUCGUGCAACCUCUGAGCUUUACGAUCCGAUUGUCGAUUGGUUCCGUACCCACCCGUCACCUCCUGUGGCCAUUAUCUCAGACUUCUUCCUUGGUUGGACUCAUAAACUGGCAUGCCGACUAGGUGUUCGACGUAUUGCCUUUUGGCCGUCCGGAGCUUUUACUUGCUUAGUUAUAAGUCACACAUGGAGCAACGUUGAAGAAAUCUUGUCUACAACUAAUGAAAACUCUUUGAUUACUUUCACUAAUAUUCCCAAUACGCCGGAGUAUCCUCGGUGGAAGGUGAGUACGUUGAGCAGUCAGUACAAAAAAGGAGACCCCGAUUGGGAAUUCUUGAGAGGUGGUUACUUUGAAAAUAUGAAGAGUUGGGGUGUUGUGUUUA
Molecule: messenger RNA, 814 nt
Organism: Nicotiana tabacum (common tobacco)
Lineage: Eukaryota; Viridiplantae; Streptophyta; Magnoliopsida; Solanales; Solanaceae
Product: flavonol 3-O-glucosyltransferase UGT89B1
Molecular function (GO): UDP-glucosyltransferase activity
Source: RefSeq, a predicted model, not a curated record